AUGGGAGUCCAAAGAGAGUUGGGAGGAAAGUUGAAGAUUUUUACCGAGGCUAUUCGACGACGAUGGCUGCGAAAGGGAAGUACCCCGGACUUUGAGACAAGGAAGUUCGGCCGCUAUCUCGAUGGGCCAAGGCACUUCGAAACAGGCCCGUCGAGGACGGAAGUUAGUACGGGCGGAACUGCGUCCAAUGUGCUCGAUUACGAGCCAGAAAGCUCUGUUCUCUACGGUAUCUUCCGCGACAAUCGACCGAGGCCUCCAUAUAAUUCCGAAACUAUGGGGUACGGGGUAGGUGUUCAAUACCGUGGUCUUAGGCGUAACGUUAAUGGACGGAGGUUUGAGUGCUGCACUAGCCGUAUAACGGUCGAGGAUGCUGGAGUUAAACACUGGACUCUUCGCAGGGACGCUGCGGACUCUAAACAUUCGCGCAAAACCCGCUCCAAGCACCAAGUGGAGACCGCUCGACUCUUGUGUUAUGUAGUUGUCCAAGUCCCAAGCCCAAAGUCCAAGUCUGCAGACAUCCCCAUCCCCAUCCCCAUCCCCAUCCUCAUCCCCAUAUGCACCCGCACAUCCCUUCCAUAUCGUCCUUCCCUUACAUCUGCACUGCAACCUGUGGCCGGUCACGGAGAAUUCUGGAAUCCAAAUCAUCCUUCGGACGGGAAAGAUCUCACAUUCACUUCCAUACCAGAUCAGGCCCAGCAAAACCACCGUGAUCAUUACGUUCUUUCCACCCUACCACCAGUUGCGGUAGCCCAGUGCGACGGCCCCAUGCUCGCGGUUCAACGUCCAAGCAUGGGUUCGUCGAAGCCACCAAACUUCAAUAUGCCAUUUGGCUAUUCGUUCAACGAGUCUAACUCAAAUUUCCCCUUACCUUCGCAAACGCCUCCGGCUCCAGGGCCUUCCUUACUCGACGACAAUGAAUCCAAAUUCCUAGACAGCUUCUUCGACGAUGUGAGCCAGGAUCAGUUCGACUUCAAUUUCUUCACAAAUGCGCCGGGUAGGGCCGAUGCAGGGUUUGGAUGGGAGGAACUACCGCCGACGUUUAUGGGGACGACCUCUUCCUUUGGCCAGCAACCUGCGAUGGGCGCUCAUAAUUUCCUUGAUCCAAAUUUCGAUGCCUUGUCCUUACAGAUGCCAACCGGCCCAUCAUUACCACAACCAACGCCCGAUGAUGUGAUAGAGGCGGCGACACUGCUACAGAAUGGGUCUGCGGGAAGGCCUCGUGGUGCUGCCCAGGGGACUUUUUUUCCUCCACAGGAUAUGUCGAUACCACCUUCGAACGGCCUGAUCAGACCACAAUAUACCCAACAGCGGUCGUUUCCUGGGGCCCAUGAACGGUCAAGUAGUAGAAAUGAGUUCACACCGGAUACAUAUUAUGCGGAUAUGGUAUUUGGGAGAAAUCCUGACAAGAACCCCCCACGUCCGAGGAAUAACAACCAAAAGCUGGAUAUUCGGUGGGGAUCAGAUACGUCGUUCGCCGCGGCACAAGGUUUCAUGGCCCCUAGUAAUCAGGAUACGGAAGCGGAGCUAGAACGCGCACAUAUUCAAACUAUAGAAUCGGCCCUCAAGCUCGACCUAGGCGAAGCAGGCAGCACCGAUAAUUCCCAUCCCACGAGCCCCGUGCAACAUUUCAAACCCCAGCUAGGGAACAAGUCGAAUAGUCAGGUAGGCGAUGAAGCAGACCCAGAUUCGAGGCCAACGAAGCGGAGGAAGGGCAAAUCCCACGAAGAAGGCGACGAGGAUGACAUAAUCCCAAGCUCCGCACAAGAAGCCAAGAAACGAAGGCCAACAAAGAAAGAACCUCUCGAAUCCUUAGCAAAAGACGCCGACGCCUCAAAACGCCGGAAAUCAAGUGGUACCGGCGGGAAAUCCGCACGAGAAAACCUCACGGAAGACCAGAAGAGAGAAAACCAUAUCCGGAGUGAGCAGAAAAGACGAACGCUCAUCCGAGAAGGAUUUGAGGAUUUAGGGGAGUUGGUUCCCGGGCUGAAGGGCGGUGGCUUCAGCAAGAGCGCGGUACUUGUUAUGGCUGCGGACUGGAUGGAGGAUUUGUUAAGGGGGAAUGAGAUGCUACGCGCGCGCUUGGAGCAGAUGGAGGGGAGGAGGUGA
This is a messenger RNA of Venustampulla echinocandica, 2106 nucleotides long. RefSeq lists its product as uncharacterized. Gene Ontology annotation, molecular function: DNA-binding transcription factor activity, RNA polymerase II-specific; RNA polymerase II cis-regulatory region sequence-specific DNA binding; protein dimerization activity. The transcript has 7 exons. The record is from RefSeq and is a predicted model, not a curated record. Lineage: Eukaryota; Fungi; Ascomycota; Leotiomycetes; Helotiales; Pleuroascaceae. The coding region runs from base 1 to 2106 and encodes 701 amino acids. Gene Ontology annotation, biological process: regulation of transcription by RNA polymerase II.